AUGAUGAUGCUUCUGGCUUGGUUAGCAGUCCUCGUGACUGCUGUAAUUCUGUACCUUCGACGCCUAUACUCCAGCUUCAGUCGUCAUGGUGUAAAGCACUGGAAACCGGCCCUUAUCAUCGGCAAUAAUGCCAAAUUGAUGUCGGGUAGACAACAUGUCUUUGACCAUAUCCUCGAACUGUACGGGAGCUUCCCCGAAGAAAGGUUCAUCGGGAAAUACGAUUUCAUAAAGGAGUUGAUUAUAAUUCGUGAUCUCGAGCUCGUCAAGAAGAUCGCCAUCAAGGACUUUGAACAUUUCCUCGACCACCAGUCCGUAUUGGCCCCCGAAGAUUCUUUCUUUUCCAAAAAUCUGUUUUCUUUAAAAGGUGAAGAAUGGAAAGAUAUGCGCUCCACGUUGAGUCCAGCGUUCACGAGCUCCAAGAUACGCCUGAUGGUGCCUUUCAUGGAGGAGGCCGGAGACCACAUGAUGCGGAUGAUUCGUCAAAAAAUAAAUGAAUCUAAAGAUGGAUCCAUAGAAUUGGAUUGCAAAGACCUGACGACUCGUUACGCUAACGAUGUGAUUGCGACCUGUGCCUUUGGUUUGAAGGUGGACUCCCAGAAGGACCGAGACAACAGCUUCUACCUUAUAGGGAAGGAGGUCUCAAAUUUCGAUAAACUUAAAUUGUUUAAGAUGAUGAUCAUUUCCAACGCACCAGUAAUAGCUAAGUUACUGAAGUUGGAUAUCAUCCCGGAGUCGUGUAAGGAAGCAUUAAGAAAUAUAGUACUCAGUACGAUGGAGAAUCGAGAAAUGAAUAAUAUUAUCAGACCCGACAUGAUUCAUUUGUUAAUGGAAGCUAGAAAAGGCAAACUGACUCACGAAGAUGUUAAAACAAAUGAUGUGGCUGCUGGAUUUGCUACUGUUGAAGAAUCAGCUGUAGGGAAGAAAGUAAUUGAUAAAGUAUGGACCGACGAUGAGCUCGUUGCUCAAGCGGUGGUGUUCUUCAUUGCUGGAUUUGAGUCUAUUUCAACUGGGAUGGUGUUCCUACUCUACGAGCUGGCUACAAACCCUGACGUACAGGAGCGGCUGGCGCAGGAGAUCAAGGAGACUGACGCUAAGAACGGCGGCAAGUUCGACUUCAACUCCAUACAGAACAUGGUCUACAUGGAUAUGGUGGUGUCAGAGACCAUCCGUCUGUGGCCACCUGGUAUUGUUCUGGACAGAAUAUGUACCAAGGACUACAAUAUGGGUAAACCUAACCCACAAGCAGAGAAAGAUUACAUUCUCCGCAAAGGUACUGGGAUUUGGAUUCCCAUUUACGCCUUCCACCGUGACCCCGAGUACUUCCCGAACCCAGACAAGUUCGACCCUGAGCGCUUCUCAGAAGAGAACAGGCACACCAACAAUAUGUCUGCUUAUAUGCCUUUCGGAGUGGGACCUAGGAAUUGCAUUGGAUCAAGAUUUGCGCUAUGCGAAAUAAAAGUUAUGGUGUACCAGAUCCUUAAAGAAAUGGUGCUCUCGCCUUCUAAGAGGACCUGCAUACCAGCGAAGUUGAGCAUAGGUUCGUUUAACCUGAAGCUGGAAGGAGGAGACUGGAUUAAGUUCACGCCGAGAAAUUAA
Molecule: messenger RNA, 1596 nt
Organism: Spodoptera littoralis (African cotton leafworm)
Lineage: Eukaryota; Metazoa; Arthropoda; Insecta; Lepidoptera; Noctuidae
Source: the annotation of a GenBank genome assembly